This is a messenger RNA of Dalotia coriaria, 4738 nucleotides long. RefSeq names its product cilia- and flagella-associated protein 74-like. The coding region runs from base 421 to 4713 and encodes 1430 amino acids. The transcript is spliced from 12 exons. The record is from RefSeq and is a predicted model, not a curated record. NCBI's taxonomy places the organism in Eukaryota, Metazoa, Arthropoda, Insecta, Coleoptera, Staphylinidae.
UUAGCCUAUGGAGUAAAAUAGAAGUUAAUUUAGGUUAUAUUUUGAGGUUAGGUAUAGUUACACUGGCAAUUGCUGCUAAACAACUGAAUAUUAUGAUGAAACUAGUCAUUUUGAUGACUUUCAAAUGAGAAAUGAUGAAUAUUUAUGCUCACCUGCGUUUUUAUAACAAUUUUAAGCCGAUCACGUGAUAUGAGUCAUGAACACAAUGAAUAUAAACAAGUUGAAGUGUUGUGACAACUUUGGGAGGUCGUCCAUUAUUAAUAGACAAAAUCACAAUGGUUGCUGGAAGUAGAGCGGCAGGAUAACGAAUUGAUUAAGUGGAUCGAUGAGUUUUUGGAAUCGGAGGAAUAUGCGGAGAUUUUAAGAGAACGCGUUGAUCUUCAGCCGAAAAGUGAGAGUUUUUAUUGGAAAAAUGAACGGAUGAGUGUGGAGAAUGAUGAGAAGGACAGGAUACGGCCUGAUUAUUUAAAACAUGGGGAUUUGGUUUUGUUGGAAGAGAAAAUUAAGGAGAGUUUGACGCGGUUGAUGAUUCAGAAUACUGUGGAGAAUCAACGUAGGGGGAUUGAAAUUAUUAGGAUGAAAAUUUUGGAAGCUAAAUUAGAACAUGAUGAAAACACAUUAACUAACGCUGAGAAAAUGUAUCAAAACAAAGCAAAAGCAUUGUCUAUGCUACGAAAAGAUUACCGGAUGUCAAUACACGAAGAAGAUUUAACAGAAAAAGUCGUUGAAAAGAUUUUAAAAGUAAAAAACGCACAAAGAAACAAUGUAAAAAAUGUAAACAGAAAUCGUGUACAUGUGGUUGCCAAUAUACUACGUGAUAUGAGAAGAGACAAGAAAGAAAAGAAGCAGAAAAGUAUUAAAACACAAAAAAGCAGAAAAAUACAAAGUUUUGAAGAUGAUGACUCUACUUACAAAGAAGAAGCAGACGAAGACGAAGGAGAAGGAGAAGGAGAAGAAGAAUCAAUAUCAUCAUUAAAAAAUUCUGAUUUUGAAGAAGAAUCAUAUAAAUCAAUAGAAAAUGUAGAAUCAAAGAAGAAAAUAGUAGAAAAUAAGAAAAAGAAGAAAACACCUUCGAACUUAUCGAUUAAAAAUACAAAAAACACUAAAAAACAAAAAGAAUCUCCAAAACAAGACAAAAAAACUGUAAAAACAAGUAAAACAAGCAAAAUCUCAAAGAAAACCGAAAAAACUCCUGAAGACAUAAUUCCUCCCCAAAUCCCCAACCCAAACCCCCGCAAAAAAGUCCUCCCUGAAUACGCAAUGACAGACCUCUUAGAAAACAUAACCAAACUUUACGACUACCUCAAAGAAAAAGAAAGCUACGAAAUCCAAGACGGCUUAACCCAAGACAUCCUCCUACCCUUAGACGAAGGUUUCUUCAGUCGUCCCAACAAAAUAAUCUUUAAAGACUACGAACCUGGCAAAAAAUACAAAAAAAUCAUCUCGAUAGUAAACGGAAAUCGCAAUCCGAAAAAAAUCCGCCUUGAUCGCAUCAUUUGGAACGCAAACAUCGAAGAAGACCAACUAUUGGAAGUGGAAUCAAUGGGCAUCCGGCGAGUCCUGCCCGGAAUGAGUUUUAAAGCGUGUUUGCGCUUCGCCCCCGAAGUCCUCAACAAAACCGCAGACGGGAAAAUAAUCUUCGUCACGAAUAAGCUGCGCAGCGAUCGGUCACGACAAUUCGUCCUCAAUGUGGUUUGUGUGCCGUUGUGUGCGGCGGUUUUGAUCUCGCCGACGGUGGUGUCCUUUGAGGAAAUGCCAAUAUGGCGGGCGCAGUCAUUAAUGAAACAAGGAAGAAAUUACAAAACAAUUACAAUCAGUAAUUCUGGAUUAAAGGAAUGUAAAGUUGUCGUAACGAAAAUAUUCAACCACCAAACAAUGGAACAAGAGUGGAAAAAGAUUAUUAGUAUCAUUAGAAUUGAUGAUAUCACUUCGGAUAGUGACAGGAAGCAGUUAUCAUCUUCUAAUUUAGAGGAUCCAAAGGCCGCGGAUCCGUUUCCAAGGAAUUUAGUACAACAAUGCGUUGAAAGUGUGUUUAACGUCUUCAAAUUCGAUCGGAACGUGUUCAAUGUCCAACCAAAGACAACUGUGGUGAUUAAAUGUUGGUUGAAGGAUCUAUCCGAGGCAGGAUAUCAAGUUGAAUCGUAUAAUUUCAGUAUUUAUGAACGGUUUUUAGAUGGACAGUUAUAUUGUAUCGGAACACAGGAUGUUAUUGUAAAUUCCGAAACAACUUCGCAUUUUCUCACUUCUAAUGUAGAAAUAUUAGAUUUUGAAGUGUGUGUUUAUGGUUCUGCCUAUCAACUGGACUUUGAUCUGACAAAUCCUUGUAAAUUAGCGCAUCACAUCCGGAUAUGCUUCCCUUCUCGCAUGAAACAAUAUUUACAAGCAAAUCCGGCAGUUACCACCAUUCUACCCAAUCAAACGAUUAAAAUUUGUAUUAAAUUUUUACCCAUUGAAGGUAUUUUACUUGAUAACAAGUUUUACGAUGCGGAAGUUUGUCUGUUGGAGUUUCCGGUUUAUGUGACAGUACAAACGCGAGGUUAUGAAGACACGCCGCCAUUACGCGUGGAUGUUUUUGCUGCUGUUACCGAAUCACAAGGCGUUGUGAUUGAUUUUGGUGAUAAAAUUGUUUCAAGUUAUGAAAAUGGCGUCGAAUUUUAUGAUUUAGGAAGUUGCACCACUGUGGAAAGUGUUUAUUUUGAUCUAAUUGUUCAUAACAAUUCAUUGGUGCCACAACAGUUUGGAUUUUUAAGUUUACCACAUUAUGUGACAAUUACACCUAAUUAUGGUUUUGGACAAUUGAAACCUAAGCAAAAAGCAAGUGUACGUGUGAUUAUCUCACCGUCGAGACAAGAUAUCAUGAACAAUGAUGGUUGCCUAAAGUUUCAAGUAGUUUUAAGCACGAUUAAACACUGUGGAGCGCUUAAAAAGAAAAGAAAUGAUAAAGAUCUAGAGAAGAAACUUAAAGAAAUGGAAGAUUUUGUAUGUAAAUCACGUGGUAGUAACAGUUCAAAGCUAAAAGAAGACAUAAAAGAACUAAAACAAGCUGUCAAAAAGAAAACACUCAGUAUAUCAACACCGUCAAAGUCCUCAGCGUCUGUAGACAGGUUUAUACAAGCACUUGACGAUGAUGAACUGUUGAUAAACCUCGUAAAAUACGACAUAGAAGAAGAAAAAGAAGUUUCAUCUAAUAACGAAGCGCCAUCUUCCGUUUCGCAGCUGACUUCACCCAUAACCACGUUUAAUUUUCGUGUUUGCGUUGUGGAUGUCGCUGUGGAGCUGUCACACCAGAUUUUGAACUUCCCGGACACUCCUUGCGGCUCAUAUUCAAGCAUGACUCUUGAUAUUAUCACGCAUAAAUCAAUGAAUAUGAAAUAUCAAGUGUUUUUCGAGAUUUCCAGUUGUAAUCCUGAUUGUAAAGAAAUUGAAGUGCAGCCAUCUAUCGGUAAAUUACCGAGUAAUAAAAAGAAAACAAUUUGGGUUACGGUAAAACCAAAUAUACCACAAAAAGUCAUCGAGGAACGUGCUAAAGUGUUAAAAAAAGCAGAAAAUGAUAAAAAUUUUGAAGAAAAUGAUAUUGCAGGAUAUAAAAAACAGUCAAAAGUAAAAUUUGGUAGAAAAGAUAGUAGUAAAGCAUCUAGUAAACCCGUAAAACAACAAAAAACUCGAAUUAAAGAAGAUAUUAGUACAGUGGUGGAUUUAGAUGAUUAUUAUCAAACGGAAAUGAACAUAUGGCGGACAUUAGAACCAUAUUACCUUGAAGGAUUGUUUACUUGUCGAAUUACUUAUGUACCUAUCAAUAAUGCAAUAGCCCGUCAACCGGAAGAAAUACAGUUUAAAGUCACCUGUACAGUGGUAGCACCCAAUUUUAUACAUGAUCAACAAUAUCAAGUGAUUGAUUUUGGUUGUGUGCCUGUUGGUUUGAACAUAACCAAAACUAUCAACUUCCAAAACAUUCAAAGGAGGAAUAUAAGUAUUGUUGUGUCAGAUACAAAUCCACUUGGGCCUUUUUCUUCGACAGCUGUGACAAAUUAUGAAAUUCCACCGGAAUAUAUUUAUUCUUUUCCGUUGAAAUUCACACCUACAGAAGAUUCAUCUGUUAUGGAGUUUUUGGAUGUUACAAGUGAUAGUACGUCAUAUCCGUUUAUUUUACGUGGAAUAGGCAUCAAACCAAGAUUAAUUUUCACUCCGGAGUUUAACGUUUGUCGUUUAACAGCUCAAAAAGGAAAUUAUCAGGAUUGUGUCUUUGAAGUUAAAAAUGAUAGUGAUAUAACACUUAACCUCUAUUUACAAAAAGUAUGUGAAUUGGAAGGUACUAUCACACAACCUGAAGUUCAGGAUAAUAAAAAGCUUAAAAAGUCAAAUUCGCCGCAGAAGAAAGCAAAGUUUUCUUUUGAUUUAUAUGAUGAAGAGAUUUAUGCACUGAAGAAUACAUUCAAACUACGAGAAUCCACAUCAUCGACGUUGUUUCAUGUGAUUUGUAAUUCUGAAUUGGUAGAUACGUUCAUAAUCGAAGCGCAGUCAAAAUGCAGUGUGAAAAUACGUUUUGGGGUUAUGUCAGCGCCAACGAAAGAAUCAAAAAAGAAAAAAGGUAAAGAUAAAGAAAAAGCUUCAAAAUCAACAGUGGAUAAUGGAAAAUACUUUAUUGUAAAAUAUAAUAUGUUCAUAGGACUAAAUUACAUCAAAGAUUUUGUUAUUAUUAGCAAUAUUACAUGAUAAAAUUAAAGUACACAUAAAUGUU